This is a messenger RNA of Neltuma alba, 2016 nucleotides long. RefSeq lists its product as uncharacterized. The record is from RefSeq and is a predicted model, not a curated record. Bases 235 to 1695 code for a protein of 486 amino acids. NCBI's taxonomy places the organism in Eukaryota, Viridiplantae, Streptophyta, Magnoliopsida, Fabales, Fabaceae. Gene Ontology annotation, molecular function: protein binding. The transcript has 16 exons. Gene Ontology annotation, biological process: rRNA processing. Gene Ontology annotation, cellular component: nucleus.
UUUGCCCCCUCAAAUACCGCACGCCUGCAAGUGCCGUAUUGCCUCCGUCCUGCGCAUGGCUUCCUGGUCUUGAGCUUCCCCUCUUCUCUGUCAAUUUUAGUUAACACGACAAGUUUCGAUCUUCUGACUCCAAAACUCUACCAGUAGCUACAGAGAAGUUUGAGCUUUGGUAUAAGAACAACAAACACGCGCAGAUACCCUUUUUCCCCCCUCCAGCUACGCCUGAAGGGCACGAUGAUAUCGGCCAUUUCUUGGGUCCCCAAGGGGGCUUUAAAAUCCCAACCCGUCAUGGCCGACCCUCCUUCAAAGGAGGAGAUGGAGAACUUAAUUAACAGCGUUAACAUGGAGAGGAGUGGAGACAGUGAGAACGAAGAUAAUGAUGAAGAUAUGGAUGUUGGUCCAAGCAAACAGGAUGAUGAAGUUGCCCAAGCAUUAUCUGUGGCAGAUGCGCUGGGAAAGACAUCAGAAGAAAAAUUUGAUGAUAUAACUGCCGGCUUAAGGGAGCUUGACAUGGAAAAUUAUGAUGAAGAGGAAGAAGGAGUUGAGCUGUUUAGUUCAGGGAUUGGUGAUCUUUAUUAUCCUAGCAAUGAACUGGACCCAUAUCUCAUAGAUCAAAGUGAUGAUGACUCAGAAGAUUUGGAAGACAUGACAAUUAACCCAACAGACUCCAUAAUUGUUUGUACAUGUAAUGAGAAUGAAAUGAAUCGUCUUGAGGUUUGGAUACUUGAGGACUCUAAUUCUAGUGAGAUAAACAUGUAUGUUCGCAAUGAGAUCAUAAUUUCAGCAUUUCCGCUCUGCACAGCAUGGUCAGAUUUCCACCUUAAAGGGGAAGAAAGAGGUAGCUUCAUAGCUGUUGGUUCAAUGGAUCCUUCCAUAGAAAUUUGGGACCUUGAUGUCGUUGAUGAUAUAGAGCCAUGUACAGUUUUAGGUGGCAUGAAAAAGAGAAAAGGGAAGAAGAAGAAACCUGAUAAAUACAAGGAUGGCAGUCACACUGACGCAGUACUUUCUCUUGCUUGGAAUGCGGAAUACAAGAAUGUACUUGCAAGUGCUAGUGCUGACAAGCAAGUGAAGAUCUGGGAUGUAGUUGCUGGGAAAUGUGAAAUUACAAUGGAGCAUCACUCAGACAAGGUUCAAGCAGUUGCUUGGAAUCAUUAUGCACCACGAGUUCUUCUUAGUGGGUCUUUCGAUCAUACUGUAGUCAUGAAGGAUGGAAGGAUUCCAACACAUUCUGGCUUUAAGUGGUCAGUUGCAGCUGAUGUAGAGAGCUUGGCUUGGGAUCCACAUGCGGAGCAUUCAUUUGUGGUGAGUCUGGAAGAUGGCAUUGUCAAGGGUUUUGAUGUUCGAGCUGCCCAAUCCAACUCAACAUCUGAACCCACUUCUGUUUUUACUCUUCAUGCUCAUGAUAAAGCUGCUACCUCAAUAUCCUAUAAUCGAUCGGCAGCAAAUCUUCUUGCGACUGCAUCAACAGAUAAAUCGGUUAAACUUUGGGAUUUGUCAAACCAGCCAUCUUGUAUAGCAUCUCAUAAUCCUAAAGUAGGAGCUAUCUUCGCAAUUUCUUUCUCGAAGGAUGAUCCUUUCUUAUUGGCUAUAGGAGGCGCCAAGGAAAAACUGCAAGUCUGGGACACCUUAUCAGCUUCUGGUGUUUCUCAAAGGUAUGGGACCUUGAGCAAGAAUAAACCUCAAACUGGGUCUUGAUUAUGGAUGAGCUAGUCAGUCAUCUUCCUUAAUCCUUGCCUCUCUGCAACAUGACUGUCAUCAUGUUGCAUGUACAAAAAAAGUUUUGAAACUUGCUGCAGAGAUGACUUGAAUCGUUUGCAGUAUCUCCUUCUGUGGGAUUUUUUUUUUUAUUAACUUUUUUUUUCUCUGUGAGAUUAUCUAAGAGUGGAUGUUGUGAUUAUGUUGUAUGAUGACUAGUUCUUCUGAGGCGAUUCUUUCAGUUUUUCUUUCGCUUGUAUGAAGCACAUUGUUUGAAAAUCUUGCAUUGGUAAUUGAUGCAUUGCCUAACUUUUGUCACAA